Molecule: messenger RNA, 309 nt
Organism: Prorocentrum cordatum
Lineage: Eukaryota; Dinophyceae; Prorocentrales; Prorocentraceae
Source: the annotation of a GenBank genome assembly
AUGGUUGAAUCAAACGGCACCUUGGCGGCAGAAGCUCCAGAGUCGAUGCGGACGGUCUACAUAUCACCCACUUUGAAAUCCUGGCUUGCAGAAGUGUUGAUCGAAUGCUUCACAGCCCCAGACGCACCCACUUCGUUGCCAUCUGCGUCCACCUCCCUCAGCGCGUCUAUCGUCACGCGGAUGCCCACAGAGGCCCCCGACGAGCCCUUCGGCACAAGAGUGAACUUGCCCGCUCUGGCCCUGAACUUGGAGUUCCAAGGGGAUGUCCGGCGCCAGCGCCAGCUCUUCAGUCGUCGCUUCUUCGAAUAA